CUACUAUCACAUAACACACACAAAAUGUCAGCUGAUCUAUGCAGAAAACAAACUAUGCCUUUGUUCGAUCUAGUAUAUAUAUACAUGUGUGUGAAUAUUGCUGAAUUGUAUCAUUGAGUCAAGUAAUCAGCUAACUAACUAACCAGCUAACUAAUUAACUAACUAACUAACUACCUACCUACCUAGCAUAGAUUCAACAAACACCAUGAUCCAUACAUCCGCUGAUAUGCAGCUAUCAUUUAUGAGUCGUUCAACUCAAGUCGCUGAAGUAUUACCAAGUUGUCUCGUGGACGCUGAAUCGUGUACUACUAUCCAUCAGACAACAAAUGCCGGUGUAGUUGAAAUAAUCAGUCAACUGGAAACGUAUAAAAAUAAAACAUUUAUUGAUUUGGAUGAUAUUCAACUGACAGAGAACACAGCGUUAGAUCAUCUAAUCAAGGAAUCAUUCACUUGUUCAAUAUGUCGUGGCCUACUGGUUCGAGCACGUCUACUCCCGUGUGGACAUCAAUUUUGUCGUGAAUGCUUGUAUUAUUGGUUUAAAAUACGGCAAACAUGUCCACUGUGCAGAACACGUGUCUACACAAAUGUUCCAGCGAUUCAUGUUGAUAAUUUUCUUGAUGAAGUUAUUGAUCAUUGUAAUAGCAUGGAAGUGAAGAGUCAACGGCAACAAAGAAAGUUGGAGACAGCAAGUGAAGCAUUAGAUUUUCGAUGUAGUCAAAUAUCUUCGGGAAAUCUGUUAAGAACUGUUACAGAAAGUUAUGUUCAAACGGCUUCAUAUGUGGACACUGGAUUUAUUUUCAUAAUAAAAAAAAAACACAUGAUCAGUUCACAUUUAUCUAUUAUCAAUAAGUAAACAACACAGUCCAGCUUAGAUGAUGAGCAUUAGGUCAUGUCUCAGUGAUGAGAUUAUUUCAUUUGUACUUUUUAGUCAAUAAUCUGUCUACCAGAAUGAUGAAUAUUAUAUGAUCUCAAAUGUAUACCUUAUCAAUUCAUUCUUCAGAAGAUUUAAAGACAAAAGAAAAUUAACAAUUUAAAAUGCGCGGAACAAGCGUAAAUCUAUGGAAACAAAAGUGCCUGGUUGGAUAUUCAAUAUUCAAUGUACUUAAAAAGUAAUACAUAGCUCAUAAUAAUAUCUAGGUAGAGCUGUAGCAGUAUUUUUAGAGUUGCAUCUCACAGAGACAUUCUUAUUACGUCAUCAAGUAUAUACAUAUAUAUGUGUAUAUAUUUAUAUAGAUAUGGUGUAUGUUUGCGUUACACAAGGCAAGUAAAGAAUGUUGAGGGUUUGUUUUAGAAUUUUUAUGCACACAGGCACAGCAGGUAAUCAUUUCUUAAACUGUCUACAGUAUUAAAACAAACUGAUUAAUUACGCAUUGUCUAAUGUUCACUUAACCUCACCUGUAGCGUAGCUAUGUAGGUAGCUUAGUUUUAUACCUUAUUAAAGUUAGCACAUUGAAUAUGUGUGAUGAAAUUCAAAAUUGAUGAGAUAGAAAAGGCGUAUAAAUGACAUUUUGUCAUAUCUUAAUGAUAAAAUCUCUCUCUUUUUUUAAUUUUGAAACUGAUGACAUAUCAUACUUGCAACAGUGCCCAGCUUGAUUUUUAUUGUAUUACCCGUCAUUUAAUCCACAAAAGCACUCUUUUCCAAACGUGCAAUCUCACUAGGAUACUUUCAUAUGAAAAUUUCUUUAUUCUUAUAAAAGUUAAUCGGAUAAACUCAUUAAUCAUAACCAACAUCUCAGACAAAUAAUUAAUAGUAAUAAUUUGUAAGUGUUCAUUUGUAGAGAUUUGAUUUACUUCAAGUUGCAUCAGGG
Molecule: messenger RNA, 1808 nt
Organism: Trichobilharzia szidati
Lineage: Eukaryota; Metazoa; Platyhelminthes; Trematoda; Strigeidida; Schistosomatidae
Source: the annotation of a GenBank genome assembly